Messenger RNA from Dentiscutata erythropus, 617 nucleotides. Lineage: Eukaryota; Fungi; Glomeromycota; Glomeromycetes; Diversisporales; Gigasporaceae. The record is from the annotation of a GenBank genome assembly.
AACAAGCUCAAAUACUUGCUUUACCAAUUCCUGAAGACAAAGAAGACACUUCAGAUGAUGAUAGUAGUUCAGAAAGUAAUUAUGAAACAGAAACAUCUGAUACUCCUGAUAAGGUUUUAGCUAUGUCACAGCUACAUGGAGAAAUAUUGAGAAAACGAACUCGAAAUAAUUUUGAACAAUUGAAAAACCAGCAACAAGAUUUAAAUAGUAAUCAAGAGCCAACUAUAGUACUUCCUGAUAUCUCUUUUAAUGAUAAUCAAACUGAAGCAACAAAUUUAGCUUCAUCUACUACUUCUAAUAUUCUUAUUCAAAAAGAUUCUGAAGAUAUAAGUGAGUUGGAUGCAGAUUCUUCAAGUGAAAUUUUAACUACUGAACAAUGGAAUAGUGUUAUUACGGAUUGGACAGAUAUGUUGGAUAGUGAAAACCAUUUAACAAAUGUGAAUCUAUUCAAGAAGACCCCACUGUAUUUUGAAUUUGUUGGCCUUACUGUAUAUCCAGCUAAUGAUCCACUUGCUAAAUGGGAUUUGGCAACUUUGUUUAAUAAUACUUUAGAUGCACCGGUUUUUCUUGAAAGUAUAUCGCAAAAUUCUAUUUCCGGUAAUUAUAAUUUGACCUAA